UGUUUUGCAGCUUUUUAUGCGAAUGAACAGCGUUGGAAAAGUGACUGAGGAUUCGUCGGCCGCCUAUAAAACAUAACCAUAAAUGUGGUAUUUUCGCAUCGAACACCACUGGUUUUCAUGGCUGCUCUACUUAUUCCACUCUAGACGUGGCAGUGGCAACGCGACAGUGACGUCUGAGCGUGAGUCAAGCAAGGCCGAAGCCCGGCAAAGUUUAGUUCGUUUAGCGGCAAGUGUCGAAAAACUGUGCCUUGCUUGACGCGGACCGGUGUAAUGAUAAUCGUCAUGUUUUUCAAUGGGCUGAGGGUGGGGAAAGGAUAAGGGGUGGAUUGGUGAACGUUAUUGAUUUUUCGGGGUGACACUGACAACUUGCCCGUCCAAUUUUUCCAUACUAUAAGAGACUUUGAAAAAAAAGCAAAAGCCCCGGUUCGGUAGCGUGCACAAUCCCAACGAGCAUUUCAGCCGUCUAAUUUCGUGGCCUGGAUUGUACGCUUUUUUUCCGGCAUUACGUUUUUCACGUGUCUCGUUCGUCGGUCGGUCGAUUGAUUCCACGCCGGUUGUGUGUUUAAGUGAUUUUGUGGUGAUUGCUUUGGAACCCGGUGGAAUGUGUCUUGCAAACCAAAAUCUCACUGGAAUAUUUAUUUGUGGGCAACGCCGGACGGCGACGCAGUAAAAAUGGAGGCUAUACCAACUAAAUGUUUACAACAGCGUCCUUGCCGGAGAUCUAAAAAGAAAACUAAGUGGUUUUGCUAAAGUUGCUGCCAUUGCUCCCUUACUGCAAAAGGCCAACGGCACAGCCGACGAAGUGCCAUCCGCAACAUUACAAAAGGCAACUCGACGAGACAUUUCCAGUCAUUCUUUGAUGAUUAGUGCAAGGGCAAGGUAUAUUUCGUUUAAAAUCCUGUGUCGAAAUGAAUGGCCAACGCCGUCGCGGUCCCGUUGCCAGAAAUCUGCCAGCAAUCCUGGAGGACCCGACCGCACCCUGGAAGGGUCCGCCUCCCGGUCCGGAGCCUCAGGGGUUCGCGGGGGGUGCUGGCGCCUUCGGAUCGGGUCCUCCCGCCGGAUUCCAAGGGCCCCAAUCGUUUCAAGCGGGCCCUCCGGCCGGAUCGGGGUCUCCAGCAUCCAGCAAUGCACCCCCCUAUCAAGGCGGCGGACCUCCUCCAGGCGCUUCCACACCCCAGUACAAUGCUUCGCCAGCCCCAUCUGGCAGCUCAACGCCCGGACCUCCUGGACAGCCCCAGAAUUCUGGCGGCUUUGCCCCUCCGCCAAACAACGCAGGUCCACCAUACAAUGGACCGGGACCUGGGGGUCCAUUUGGAUCACCCUCAGGUGGGCCGCCCCCAUUUGGACGACCUGGAUCGUCGGGGCCUCCAUUCGUGGGUCCGGGCGGUAACCCUCAUUUCCAUAACUUCGGGCCAGGGCCUGCAGGUUUUGGAAUGCCGCCUGGAUCGCCGUUUGGUCCAGGACCGGGACAUCCGAUGUCGGGACCUAUGGAACCCGCUCACGGCAUGAUGGGACGAGGAAUGGGCGGGCCAAUGCCUGUUGAGCAAGGGUCCCUGCCUGUUCCAAGAAGACAUACCCCUUAUUUUGGCCAACCUGACUACAGGAUAUACGAAUUAAAUAGGCGGUUGCAGCAGCGGACGGAGGUAAGAAUAGAAAGCGAUAACUUAUGGUGGGACGCAUUUGCAACCGAGUUCUUCGAAGAUGAUUCUUCCCUAACAUUAGCAUUUUGUUUAGAAGAUGGACCAAAACGAUAUACUAUCGGAAGAACGUUAAUACCUAGAUACUUUAGGAGUAUAUUUGAGGGAGGCGUGACUGAGUUAUAUUAUAAUUUGAAGCAUCCGAAAGAAUCCUUCCACAACACUAGUAUAACCCUGGAUUGUGACCAAUGCACUAUGGUUACGAAUCAUGGGAAACCUUUGUUCACCAAGGUGUGUACAGAAGGCCGAUUAAUUCUAGAAUUCACCUUCGACGAUCUGAUGAGGAUAAAAUCGUGGCAUUUUGCUGUGAGAAACCAUAGAGAACUGAUUCCUAGAUCUGUUGUCGGUAUGCACGCACAACAGGAUCCCGGUAUGUUGGAACAACUCAGUAAAAACAUCACGAGGCAGGGAAUUACCAAUUCUACACUGAAUUAUUUAAGGCUAUGUGUGAUACUUGAGCCAAUGCAAGAACUCAUGUCCAGGAAUAAAGCGUACGCCCUUAGUCCAAGAGAUUGUCUCAAAACGACAUUAUUUCAGAAAUGGCAACGGAUCAUCGCCCCGCCUGGUACGAGAGGUCGACCAGAAUCGCAGAGGCCGGCGAACAAGAGACGGAAACGGAAAGGCUCGAAUUCAGGUGGGGCAGCCAACAACGCAACGCCCGCCCCGAAUAAAAAGCGAUCACCAGGUCCGACUUUCUCUUUAGCUUCACAAGAUGUGAUGGUCGUUGGUGAGCCUUCCCUGAUGGGUGGUGAGUUUGGUGAUGAAGACGAACGAAUGAUCACCCGAUUGGAAAACUCGCAGUACGAUGCGGCAAACUCUCUCGACCACGACAACCAUGGGGGCGGCGGUUUCCACGGGGCCGACUCCCCCAUGGCCGGUUCAAACUCGUGGGGCACAGGGGCAGGAGGUUCGGGGCCUGGAGAUAGAGGCCCAUCUGGAGUGCCACCAGGCAGUUCGACGCCGCAAGGUGGCGACUCUACACAGGAUAAAAAAUCGCCGGCGGUGAGCCAGUGAUGACAAAGGUCGGGCACACCCAAACCGGGUGGCACCUUCGAACCUAGAAAUGACGACUCGAAAACUGCAGAAGUUGCGCUAGAUGCGGCAACUGGUGGCCCGUCUGAUCGUCCGACUUCAUUGGCAUUGCCGCCGGACACUCCAGAUGGACUUCCGUCGAUAGAAGGCAAUUCCCAGGAAAUGGGAGUAACCGGACUAUCUCGGUCUUACAUGCAUUGGCUGCAAUUGCAUCAACAGCUGCAGCAAGAACUUGCCAGGUUUUAUUUCGGGUAUCGGAUGAACUCAGAGUUGGGAGCGAAUCAAGGACCGCAGGACCUCAGCAAGAAAUCCAAGCGUUAAUAGUUCUUGUGUUGAAACGAAGAAACUAUUAUGUGCGCGAUUUGAUUUUGCGAAUACUUAAUGGCAGCUUAAAGUGAUGUGACAGUGAACAAUUAGAGUAACUUUAGUGACACUCAAUGGACACACUUUAAUGUGCAUUAAUGGUGAUAGAGAAAUAAUAAAAAGAUAAAAUAAUCUAACCUUUUGAUCUGUUGUUCUAUUUCAAUCUUCCAAGUGAUUUUGGAUCUUUCGAGUAGUUUGAUAUGUUUAGAUACCAAACUUUUAUUAUCAAUUGUGAUAUACCGAAGGGAACACCUCAAGAAAAUAGCAUAUUCUGUAUCAGCAAUGGAGCAAAGUUCUCCAAAUUUACGAUAUUUUUAUCAUUUGAUUCACAGCGUUUUAUUUUAGAUGUGUUCUAUAUGCUGGAUAUCGAGACUUGUACAGCAAUUUGCAAAAUUUUUACUUUAGCGUUUUUGCCUCAGAUUUCUUUACAUGUUUCAUUACGAGUUGAUGAAGAUGUUUCGAAUCGAAUACCAUAAAUUUGAGCCAAAUAACCGAAUAAAAGGUUUCGUGAGCAUUUGUAUUGUUGCAAUAAUGAUAUGUUUUAUAUAGGUGAUACGUAUCUUAUUUCUCACUCGGUUGAUUCAUCAUGAUCAUCAAGUUUGAUUUGACAACUUCCCUAAGCUUUCCAACUGCAGCCCACGCCAAGUCUAUUCUCCUGUUCAGCUCACAGGUUUGAAUAUCUCGGCCAAUCCUGAUCUCGUGUCCCAAAUAUUUAUGUGAGGAAACCUGCUGAAUAAUCCUACCGCAAACUGAGAUAUUCUCGCUCAUGACAAAGUUGGUCUUUUUUAAACCUUUAAACCAACUUCUUACACGCUUCAUGAAGGUUCUCCAACAUAAUAUGUGCCUGGUCAAUAUGUCAUCAGCGAACUUCAUGUGGCUCAACAGCUCUCCGUCGAUAUUUAUGCCCGUUUCUUCCCAGUUUACGCUUUUAAAGGCAUAUUCCAAUACGGUGGUAAACAGUUUCGGAGAUAUUGUGUCGCCCUGAGGAAUUCAUGUAACCUUACACGUGCCAUGAUCCACUUGUAUACGUUUUUCAACAGUCCGCCAGCGCUAGCAACAUUUUGUGUUGAUUUACGAAGUCGAAAGCCUUUGCAAACUCUAUGAAUACCAGGACAAGUAGCUUGUUAUACUCAAUGCAUGUUUCUAUUAGUGUCUUAAUAGUUUGAAGGUGGUCGUUUGUUCCAAACCCUGCUCCCGAGGCUGGUAUAAAUCUAAGUUAGGUAUCAGACGCUUAGCUAUAAUCUUCAUAAAGAGUUUGUACACAUGUGACAAUAAGCUUAUCGGUCUACAUAUAGUUGUCUAGUUUUGCGAUGUCUCCGUUUUUGUGCAUUAUGAUUAUUACAGCAUUAUCCCACUGGGAAGGUGUUGUGCCCUUCAGGAGACAUGGAUUGAAAAGCAGGCAUAUAUUUUUAAGCAAUUUGUUUCCUCCUGCCUCAAUAGGAUUAAUGCCAAUUCAUUUCUUUUAGCGACGCUCUUAUCUCAUCCAGGGUAAUAUCAGGAAUAUCCUCUGAACAUUGGUUUUGUACAUGAGGCAAGUUGUCAGGCGGAUUGCGUUCCUUUCCAUUGUAUAGCUCUGUAUAAAAGUCCCCAACCAACUUUAAAAUUUCUUUUUUAUUUAUACACCCGACUAGUUUGAUUAAUUUAGAUAAAAUAUCUAUCAGGCAAAUACUUUUUUUCAUAAUAUUAUCACAUGCGUAUGCAUAAUCGAAUAUAAUUUGCCUGGAUAACUAGGGAAUAAUAAAUAUGGUUUGAUCAAAUAUCUAUUGCUUGAGAGAUUCUCUGCUUGGAAUACUAUUUGCUAUCUAAACAAUACAAGCUUUCCCCAUACAUUAUCAAAAAUUUUACAUUUUCAGUUGCUUUCAGUUUAGAUUCACUAAAUGCCAAAAAGGUUGCACAAAUUAUAAACAUUUUUACACAUACUUUUUGUAUCUAUUGAUCAACUGAAUCAUUACAGAAACGCAUAAUGAUCAAUCACCGUCCAACCAUUAAAAUUCAAUAAAUGUUUUUAUCAACACUCUACUGACUGUUUUACUGAAAGAACUUACUGAGAAACUCACUGAAAGUUUUCAACAAACCUACUUUUAUUUAGUCAAUCGACGUAAUCGUUGAGUGAUAAUUAAAGCAAAUGCGUAAAUACCGGAUGGUCUAUUUAACUUGAGAGCCAUAUAUUUCGGGAACAGCAGUUAAUCAGAGUAAGCUGACAAAAUAAAGUUACACGUUUUUAAUUUUUAUCCCAUGUCAGAGCAGAAACAUUAAAAUUAAUGUAAAUCUUACAAGUCGCUUUACAAACGAUGACAUCGUUCUGAUCAAGUAUCAAAAGUUUUAUCUUAUAUAAACAUUUGAUACAAUUUGGCAUAUGAAAGAAUAACUUUUCCCGUUUUUUUUUUCGUAAAACCAAAAACAUUUCAUGAAGAUUAAAACUGCUGUAAAUUAUUAGAUUUCUUAAAUUUAAACCUACAAUUAGUCAUUUGCUUGAUGAAAUUAGGUCCUUUGAAACAGUCUUUUGGUAAUUGAAAUAGAACAACAAGAGUCAAAGCGGUUAGAUCUGUAUUUUGCACAAGGAGUGCAAUUUUAAAUAAGGGUUCCGUUAGGAACCACCCACCAUAGGUACCUCUAUUAAAAUGUGUAAAUGGAUUUUUAGAAGUUAAUUCUAGUUGGUAAAACCAUCUCCCAACUAGUUUGUUUGAGAAUAUACCAGUUGUGAGCUGCUUGUUGUACAUGUUUAUUAUGUUGCGAAUUAAAGUAGGUAAACUUUAAUUCGCAAUAUGGUAGUAGUAGUUUAGAAAAUUUCAUGAACUUUAAAUGACAGCUGUGUUUUAGAAACUUUAUAUUUUUGAAUAAAAUUUUAGUUUAGAAUAGUUUCUGAUUUUCCUGUAAGUUCCAUAAACAAAACUGAUAAAAUGCAUUUAUUUAAAAGAAAAGGUUGCAUUGAAUUCAUAGAAUUUUCUACACUAUAUGUUCUGAAGAUCAGUAGCAUCAUUCGGGCCUAAAGUGGGCCUUUAUUGGUCAACCCAGAAAAAGGAGCGCCAUGCAAAAUAUGACAGAAUACAUAUUCUUGUUAUGUAUUAUCAUUAAUUUAAUAAUUAUCAAGUUGUAUCUGGUUCAUUUCUAAUUAGAGCUGUAAUAUAAACAAAUUACUUUAAUUAUUGAUUAACUUUCAAAACUUAUUUAAUUUGAAUGGAUUUGAUUCGGUUCUGGAACUCUUUCCAUUUGAUUUGAGUACUUUCAAAUUACUAUUUGAUCUUGAUUAUUCUCAAUAGAAAACCAUGUUAAAACAAUUUUUACAGAUUUAUUACGAAAUGAUUCCGUAUUUUGCAAUGGCCAACUUGUGCUGGAUGUACUACUCUAGGAUGAAUUUUGUAUUAUAGUGAAAAUAUUUGUAUAACUCACGUUCAUAUUGUCCAUGAAAAAGUAUGAUGGUAAUGACUGUUAACGGACAUGCUAGUAUAAGAUGUACAUAUUUUCCGACAUUCCUUUUUCUAGAAUAAUUCUAGAAAAACGAACGUCUGUUUGAAUGUUUUUUGAUUUAUGUAAGAACAUGUUUUUACUGGAUAUUGGAAAACAGUAUUUGUCAUUUUUGCGUGGUAUUUGAAUAAAUUUAAUUUCUUUUGCAGUAUUUUCAAAUUUUGUUUGUGCCCCCAAACAGUUUAUCCAAUAUUCAAUUAGAGAUGUUCUUUGGAGACUGCAAUUUUUUCGAAUUUGGUGUCAGAAUGAACUUCUACUGUAAACGUAUUGAAAAUAAUAUAUAAUAUAUUCGAGACUGGUGUACAUUUCUCAAGUCUCUUCGAAAAACUAUGUAAGUGUAUUUUUACAUCUUUUUGUCGGUAGUUGUGUGCGUAACAUCUUGUUAUCGAGAUUUUUGUUAUUCAGUUGUUAGUUUUUUUGUAUCUGGAUGCAUUAUGAAAAUUCUUCCAUAUGGAAGAACAUUAGGAUAUUUAUUUCAUACUUUACAAUAGAACACUUACAAAUAA
Messenger RNA from Dendroctonus ponderosae (mountain pine beetle), 7063 nucleotides. RefSeq names its product LIM domain-binding protein 2 (gene Chi). The coding region runs from base 909 to 2711 and encodes 600 amino acids. Gene Ontology annotation, cellular component: nucleus; transcription regulator complex. NCBI's taxonomy places the organism in Eukaryota, Metazoa, Arthropoda, Insecta, Coleoptera, Curculionidae. Gene Ontology annotation, biological process: nervous system development; negative regulation of transcription by RNA polymerase II; positive regulation of transcription by RNA polymerase II. The transcript is spliced from 12 exons. Gene Ontology annotation, molecular function: LIM domain binding. The record is from RefSeq and is a predicted model, not a curated record.